AGGGACUCAACAGCCAUGUGAGACACAGCAGCUCCUCUUACAGGAGUGAGGGAGAACACAGACACAGGAGGAAUACACUGAGAGACACACACAACACAGAGGACGCCUAAAAGAGAAGGAGAAAUACCAAAACGAUCAAGUUUAAGGGAGUUCUGCAAUAUUCAAGAUUUAAAGAAGAAUUAUACUUCAAAGAGCAAAUACUACACUUGUGACAACGAAGUCACCGUAGGUAAACAAAAGACACAAAGCAGCAGAGGUACAAAAUAAGAAAGAAAGCGACAGUAUGUGAAUUCCAGCAAACAAACCCCAAAGAGAACGAGACAACAGUAAGUAUAAAAGGGGGGAGCCUCAGGAUUGAGGUUCAAUAAAACUUAAACAGGACUGUCGUGAAGAUAACGGAAAAGACAGAAGAGCAGUUUUAAAGAGUGACAAAAACAAAAUGACAUAACAAAGACGAGGAGGAGAAAAGAGAUAAAAAAGGAACCACAUAGGCAGCAAAACGGGAAGAGAGAACAGGCGUUGGAGAAUUUUCUGUUUCCAGGAAAGUAAUGUGACCAUGGGACUGAAAAGGAGGCCCGGACUCGUGUGAAGGGAGGCGGUCAAACUGGGGUCUUCUCAUCCACCUGCUCAGGUCCAUUAUGUCCCAUUCUUCAUCUACCCUCAAGAGAUAUACAGACACUGGUUACUCUAAGAGUUAUGGUGGACUCAGCUCCUAUACUUCCAACCUUAGUUCCUCCUAUAGUGAUCGCAAUAAGCUGCCUUAUAAGACCAAUGUGGGCAGUUCAUAUUACACUAGUUCUUACCUGCGCUCCUACCCAGUUCUGGACAGAAGUAUUCCCCGUCUAGAUCCUCCCAGCAAAAGGACUGACAUCUUGGCGCGCUCUCCCUCAAAAUGCACAACAAAUUCAAUAUACUCCUAUGGCCACAACUCAACUUACUCUACCCUUUCCACGACUCCUGUUACUUCUCUGUCACGUAAGAAGUCCUCUAGCCACACAGACCUGUCCCUUGGACUAUCUGAACUACGUACCUCAGACACUUACUACCCUCACAGCCCAGCACUGACACGGUCACGGUUGGAAGCAAAUGCAUCCUCACGGAUUUCCCGCGCUUCCAACCACAGUGAGUUCAGUGAUCUCUAUGGAAAGAAGAGAGUAUCAUCUAAUGGCUAUGGAAAUACUUGUAUACCUGCUCCAGAGCCUCUCACCUCACUUUCAAAGCCCACAUCACGGUUUCCUUACUCCUAUGAGAAGAGUGAGGUUUCCAGUGGCAAAGAGGAACCGGCUCCGAAAGUUGUGCAAGGUCUGGUUGGCCUGCGGAAUCUCGGGAAUACGUGCUUCAUGAACUCCAUCCUUCAGUGUCUGAGCAAUUCUAAGGAUCUCCGGGACUACUGUUUGCAGAAUUCAUAUCAACGUGACUUAAAUGCGAAGGCCUGCAGUACUGCAAUUAUGAAAGAGUUUGCACAUCUGCUCCAAGCAAUAUGGACAAGCUCGGCCAAUGAGGUAGUGAGCCCUUCGGAAUUUAAAACACAGAUACAAAGAUACGCCCCACGUUUCAUGGGAUACAAUCAGCAAGAUGCGCAGGAAUUCCUGAGAUUUCUUCUGGAUGGAUUACACAAUGAAGUAAACAGGGUGACAGUCAGAUCCAAAUACUCCCACCAGGACCUGGACCACCUGAUUGACACAGAGAAAGGCAAGCAAAUGUGGAAGAGAUAUUUGGAGAGGGAAGACAGUCGGAUUGUUGAGCUGUUUGUUGGCCAGUUGAAGAGUUCCCUCACCUGCACAGAAUGCGGAUACUGUUCCACGGUGUUUGAUCCAUUCUGGGACUUGUCAUUACCCAUUGCUAAGAAGUGCAUUCCCGAGGUCUCACUAAUGGACUGCAUUCGCCUUUUCACCAAAGAAGAUGUUUUAGAAGGGGAUGAAAAGCCAACCUGUUGCAGGUGUAAAGCUCGCAGAAGAUGCACCAAGAAGUUCACCAUCCAGAGAUUCCCCAAAAUUCUUGUACUUCAUCUCAAAAGGUUCUCUGAAGCCCGCAUUAGAAGUAGCAAGCUCUCCACAUUUGUGAAUUUCCCUCUUAAAGAUUUGGACUUGCGUGAAUUCUCGUCGGAACCAAGCCCUCAUGCAACAUAUAAUCUAUACGCUGUAUCCAAUCACUCGGGGACUACCAUGGGGGGACACUAUACUGCGUACUGCAAGAACCCUAGCAAUGGAGAGUGGUACACCUUUAAUGACUCAAGGGUAACAGCAAUGUCUUCCAGCCAGGUGAAGAGCAGUGACGCUUAUGUGUUAUUCUAUGAGCUCUCGGGACCCUCCUCCAGAAUGUAGACUGGAAACUCCUAUUUGGAGAGGCGACCCUCCCAAACACCAGCGAAACCUCCAGAGAGACUUGUAUGAACCUACACUUAUGCUGCAGUUACCUAAAAAGACAAUUAUUUGGAAGAACCAAUACCAGCGUUUCAUGCAGUCACACGUUGCCUUACCAGCACAGCCAAAGGACGCAAGGAUUAGGGGCUGACACGUGAUCAGUGUGCCAGUGCAGGGGUAUAGCAUCAGGACAACAUCGAAGAAUUCAAAUCAAUAUAUGUUUGCCAUUGGCUAUGCAAUAACAUGUUCCAUACAGUAUAUUGUCGUUGCCAGCGUAAUGCUGCUGGUUUUGCACUGCAGUUUUGCACAAGUUUCCCUGUUGCUGGUGGUAUUACUAUUUGAGUGUUGUUCGGAAGAGAAUCACUGACAGUAUUUCUUUUAAAGAUGUUAAUCAUUCUCAGGAAAGAGUCCUAUAGGUUCUUAAAUCGAACAAACCUUUCCAUAACAGUGAGCAGUACUCACUAGUUGUAGUGGGGAUUGUCUAUAUAUACAGAGAUAUUGUUCAAUCAUUAAAUAGAGAGAGCUAGCCUCUUCCAAGAUCAGAUGAUGUGGAGAGGGUACUCUCAGCCAUUGGAGGAUAUUAGUGCAAAAUAUCUUCUGCUAUAUCCAGUCACCAGUGUAAAGAAUAAAGCUUAUUUGUGGUGAUGUGUGUUUAAUAUAUCCAGUGUAAGUCCAUUUGAGCUCUUAGCUCGGGAUGUAUUAAUAUAAUAUAUAGUAAAUUGUUAACCUUGAUUAUGUGUGGAGUGGGAAUAUUAAUCACUCAGAAUUUCAAUCCAAAACUGGAAAUACGGAAGGUUCUCGUGAUUUGGAACUGUGGGGCCAUGAAAAUGAAAACCUCUUACACGGUUCUAUGUUUAACUGCUUGAGAGGUGUGGGGUACUCAGAUCUGUAGAUACUGUAGGAGGUGUUGGUGGAGGAGAUUAAUAGGCUUAUUAUGCAAGUUUGUGAAUCUUAACUACAUACCGUCCUUAUUCCCCCAUUCUCCAAGUUGAAUGUAUUGUUGCUGAAAGUUGCGGGCAGCUGCGAUGCCCAUAUUUACUAACUAAUGAAAGGUUCCGUUGAACUUCAUAAGUUCAUGGGUGUGCAAGUUGAAACCCAUGCCGCCCACUGAUUUUACACUGACCACCGUAUAAAUCUUGGCGCUUACACCAGCGGCUGCCUGCAGCAAGAGAUCUGUCAUAAACAGGCUUUCCUUCCCUGUAUGCACAACUCCGAAUCACACAGAGCUUUUACAACACGCCCGUUGACACUCCCAGGAUAGUUACGUGAGAUCGCAUUAUCACCACCAAUUUCCCACCUCAAAAUUUCCUAUUUCACAGACAGACAGCUGCGGCAAAGUUCCGGUCAACUAAGAAUUGGACAAACAAAUGCAAAAAAAAUGUACAUUCGCUUUGUGUCUAUGCUAAAGGUGGGUACACACUGCUCUAUGAGCGACGUCGCCUAGUGUUUCCCCUGCCAGGCCGCCCGACGGCGGGCAUGCACACUGUACCAUAUCACUAACGAUAUCGCACAGUGACGUCAUGCUGCGGCCGGCAGGAGCCUGCAGUUUUGGACAAUGAGUCCAAGUUGAGCUGCAUGCACGGCUGACACCAAGGGUCGUUAACGACACACGGGGCCGCGCAUAGCUCGCCGGCGUCAUACACACUCAGCGAUAAAGUAAACAACGUCACUCAGGAAGGGUCAAAAUGAGCGACGUUUAGUUUUUUGCUAAGAGAUUAAAUUAUUUAUUUUAACAAUCAAAAUACAAUGAAAUUUGAGUAGUUAGGGUGCAAAGUCUGCUCAGCAGGUGAGUUCCACCAGCGUGUGUUUGGGAUCAUAGACCAAACACGCAGCGUGUUUUAUCCAGUCAUCAGCCGCUCUGCCCAUGCAGUAGCAGCAUUGGGUAUGUGCACAUGAGCUGAUUUAUCCUGCUGGUGUUCUGUUCUGUUUAAAUGCUUCAGGAAGCGAUAGAGCAGAAGUGACAGAAGGGAGAUUAACAAUGACCAGAAAAGCAUAAGCGUGCAUGUAUUGUAUUACCUGGGAAAAGGAAGUCCUCCUUUUCCUAUCCAUUUGGUGAAAAUGACCGGGUUCAGUUCAAUGACCUGAACUGUUUGGGCACGAGUGCCGUGAUUUAGUAGGGCGCUCUUAAUCGCAUCUACAUUGCUGAAAAUGUGAGUUAUAGUUGGGGUUGGCAUGCCCAGGUUCAUUUUAAAUUCCAGUGUAAAAACAAAUUGGGCAGUAUUUGCUGGCCACAAGCAAAAUCAGCCAGCAGUUUCUCUGCUUACAAAAAAAUACAUACAUUUGCACCCCUGGCAUUGCAACAGGGUUUAUUCCAGGAGCAAAUUGCUCUUGCUCCUUAAUCUGGAACAGGCCCGAUAUGCACAACAUAAGCACCAUCCCAUGGGGGUCAUUCCGAGUUGUUCGCUGGUUGCCGAUUUUUGCAACGGAGCGAUUAAUGCGAAAAUGCACAUGCACAUGGUACACAGUGCGCAUGCGCUAAGUAAUUUAGCUCAAAACUUAGUAGAUUUACUCACGGCAGAACGAAGAAUUUUCAUCGUUGAAGUGAUCGGAGUGUGAUUGACAGGAAGUGGGUGUUUCUGGGCGGAUACUCAGCGUUUUCACGGCGUUUGCGGAAAAACGCAGGCGUGCCAGGGAAAAACGCGGGAGUGGCUGGAGAAACGGGGGAGUGUCUGGGCGAACGCUGGGUGUGUUUGUGACGUCAAACCAGGAACAAAAAGGACUGAGCUGGUCGCAAUGGCAGAGUAAGUCUGGAGCUACUCGGAAACUGCGGGGUAAUCGUUACGAGAAAAUUAGCGAUUCUUUCGUUCGCAUUUCUGCUAUGCUAAGAUACACUCCCAGUAGGCGGCGGCUUAGCGUGUGCAAUGCUGCUAAAAGCAGCUAGCGAGCGAACAACUCGGAAUCACCCCCAUAUCUGUACAUGGUACAUAGAAUUGUUUGUUUUUAUUUAUUUUGUCUCCAAUGUACAGGAACAACUCUCUUACACUUGAAUAUCCACAUCCAAUUGCGUUUGCACUGGAAAAAGCUCCGGCGUGUCUGUGCAGUUUAGAGUAGUGCAUGUUUAGCGUAGUGUAUGUAUGUAUGUAUGAUAUGUAAACAUGUGAGUUGUGCGUGUACUGUAGUGUUUCAUUUUGCUGCUAACAAGGUGGAUUCACACCUGCUUCACACCUCUUAGACAGUGAAUAUUUUGGGGGCGACCCACAGACCACUCUCAGGCCACACUGAGCUGGUGCUUACCAUGUAAGUGUGUAGAAUUUGUAACAAGAGUUUUGCUGUAAUCCUAAGGACCCUAUGUGUUCUAUGCAAUGUAAAUAUCCUAAUUAUACUCUCUAUCAAAAACA
This is a messenger RNA of Pseudophryne corroboree (corroboree frog), 5701 nucleotides long. RefSeq names its product ubiquitin specific peptidase 2 (gene USP2). Gene Ontology annotation, molecular function: cysteine-type deubiquitinase activity. The coding region runs from base 639 to 2324 and encodes 561 amino acids. Gene Ontology annotation, biological process: protein deubiquitination. Gene Ontology annotation, cellular component: cytoplasm. The record is from RefSeq and is a predicted model, not a curated record. Lineage: Eukaryota; Metazoa; Chordata; Amphibia; Anura; Myobatrachidae. The transcript is spliced from 13 exons.